This is a messenger RNA of Penicillium atrosanguineum, 2937 nucleotides long. RefSeq lists its product as uncharacterized. The coding region runs from base 1 to 2937 and encodes 978 amino acids. Lineage: Eukaryota; Fungi; Ascomycota; Eurotiomycetes; Eurotiales; Aspergillaceae. The transcript has a single exon. The record is from RefSeq and is a predicted model, not a curated record.
AUGAAGACAAUUUGUCGCAUUCCCCAGGGCUGGCAGGAAUAUGCAGAUCAACUGGAUGCACCGUACGUUGACAAGCCAUGGUAUGACUUGACCAAGCUUCCUGAUCCUCCUGACAAAACGCAAUUCUGGUCCACGAGAAAGAGAGAUGUAUAUAAUGCUCUCAGAGUGCCUAUGAUAAAUGCAUUGGAAAGACAUUAUCUCUGGGGCAUCAAAGCCUACGUAUAUGCAGGUAAGCCUACGAAGUCAGAGAAGAUAGAUGCCUUGUGGAAAUGCUUCUAUUACAUGUCGGAAGAUCACUUGCCUAAGAGCUGGGAGGAGGUACUUGACAUAGAUCGGGAUGCUGGACCUCGACUGUUGAAAUGGAAAGAACUUGUUCCUGCGCCGACGCCGAUUAGUAAAUUUUAUCCGAGGUUACCUCCGGAGUCGUUCAGAUUGGACGGAGAUGAAAAUUGGUUUGUGCCUGCAGAUGCGCCGCCUGAUAUGCCAAGGACUUAUAUGCUGCAAUUCCAACUCUCUUCCAUCCUACCUGAAAAAUUGCCCUGGUCUUCCAUAUCUGGCGAAAAUUCAAACAGUGAGGAUGAACGCCAACCUAAGAAACCUGCACCGAAAAAAACCGCGCCUAAGAAUCCUGCACUUAAGAAACCUGCACCAAGUGAACCAACAGAAUUCUCUUCUCUCAGCAGUGCCUCUCCUCCCAGCAAUACUUCCACCAGGUCUCCGUCUCGAAGAAGUGAUUCUGAUCAGAACCCAUCUGGUCAGGAUCCAUCUGGGCUAGGUGGUUAUGAGGAGGGUUCGGGGCCAAUUCUUUCUCAAGGUGAAUUCUCUAGCUCUGGGGGCGGCUCCGGGCGCAGUCCUUAUGUUAUUCCAGCGAAUUACGAUGCAGUCCCUAUCCGAGAAAUCUUUGAGAAAGCCAUCAUGAACUACACAUAUCGCUGGCUUGAUCGUCAUCCGGGUGCACCAUACAAAGGACCAAUUCCUCACAGGAUAGCCGAGAAGGCUGAGGAUCUGGCGAUUGUCCAGUCUGGAGCGUUCCGAUCUGUCCAAGCCGCCAAAAUAAGCAUGAACCUUCAACUAGAUGCAGAUGGCUUUAUGGUGCCAGUACGUGGCAGGGGUCCGAUCUGGGAGGGUACCUCUUGUGCCAUAGACUGCGUGAUAGUGCUAGGCAACUUACUCGACGCUGGGUGUACCAUUGCAGACCGAGGUGACAGCGAUGGUGUCCAUUUCACCGAUCUUGAAAACGCCUUUGUCGAGGUUACCAAUAUGAACUGGGAGGCCUUCAGCGAAGAAACUUCGAAGGAACUUCGUAACGCCUUUUAUCGUAUACUGUGUAACAAUGUCCCCAGUGUUACCAUGGACAAUCUUUGCCACUCAUGGGUACCGUGGUCCGAGUGUACGAAGAACUUCGCACAGUUCAGAUUUGAUUAUACCACAAUUACGAAGGCUUGCCAUUGCAGGGGCGUCGGGACUACAGAGACCGCAGGAAACGGGCGUGUGCUGGACCCUGCUUCUCUACCCGCAGAUCGCGAGGGGGUGACCUUGAACAUGCUAUGGAGUCGAGCUUUUCCAAUGUACCAUCCAUUCUAUUGCUCAGAUUGUGGUUCUGGGCCUGAAAAUGACGGUCCAUGGCUUUACAGAAAAAUCACCAAUCUUCCCCUCCGUCUAGUCGUUCAAACAGAACCGGGCACGAAGAUCUGGCAGCACACUCGGGAUCAAAUCUUCGAUUACUUAAAUGCAGAUGGAGAAUCGUGUCAAGUAGCCUACCGCUGGCUUGGAGGGAUCUAUGGAGCAGGCAUCCAUGGACGGGUUUUCUGGGGCGAGAGUAAGCGGUUCGAAGCCCCCACCAAGGACUAUGCCAUGUACGACGGUGCGCUAGCAUCGGGAAUGAUCGUUUCCUUGCCUGCAUCUGAUGACGAAGAAAAUAUUCCCCUCGAGUGGGUGCACGACCCAUAUUGCCCUCCAAUCUUGGUAUUUGAGCGUAUAAUGAACCCCGAAACACCCGCUAUUUGUGCAGCCAUCAAUACCCUCAAUAGUGUAGGCCAGAUGGUUGAAGGAGACCAACUGUUCAAGUAUGUACACAUACCUUGGACCCCUGACCCUGGACCUCCUCUAUUCAAUUACAAAGAACGACAAUUGCCUGCUUUCGGGGGCUGUUUCCUCGAUUCGAAACGUCCCGAUCCAUUUGAGACCCUUCCGGAUGACAUUUGGGAUAUUAAGAUACCCGACUGGCUCUCUCUUGCGAAGAUAGAUCCAAACAGAGAUCUUGUGCCGAAAUAUGGUCUCACGGCAGUGGACUCUGCCUCGCAGGUUCCGGUCGAUCUGCUCGGCACUCCGCCAUCACGGGUUCCCGAAGACGUGUCACCGUUCGACUCACCUCACGUCGGCCCGCAGAGCCUCGCUGCACGUCUGGAGCUAUGGCCUCCGGGCUCUUUGGAUAUUACUGGUGCUCUGGAUUUCCCCGACCUCUCCUCACGGUCGGAUUCUAGAUCAGGUAGUGGCUCCUCCCAGGGUGGUGGCCGCCCUUAUACCUUGAGAGAGUACUUCAAUUCACUGAGAGUCAAUAAUCAGAGCCCGAGGGGAGGGCAAGGUGCCCAGACACAAGGAGGAGAUAGCACGGCUUCACAAGAGACCCCAAGUAUUACAGAAGAAGAAGUACAAGAACUCUUCCAGCAGUUUACGCACGUUGCUGGCUCCCACUCAGGAAGUCCUCCUCCUCCUCCACUCUACAGCUUGUACCCCAGAAAACGAAAGCGGGCCAUGCGAGAAAUGGUUCUCAUUGAAAACGCUAAAAAUGGGGCAAAGACGACGAAGGGGGCAAAGGUGACAAACUCAGGGAAGAAAGGGAAAUAUAAGAAGGACGCCACGAGCAAGAAGCAUCGUGUUGAGACGCUGGAUGAGGGCCGGUUAAAGCGAAAGGCAAAGACAGUCAGGUUCGAAUAA